GGCCUGCGCAGUGCGACGCUUAGAGGAAAAGCGAGAGGGUGACGGACGUUGAGAGAACGAGGAGGAAGGAGAGAAAAUGGCGUCCACGGAUUAUAGUACCUACAGCCAAGCUGCAGCCCAGCAGGGCUACAGUGCUUACACAGCCCAGCCAACUCAAGGAUAUGCACAGACCACCCAGGCAUAUGGGCAACAAAGCUAUGGAACCUAUGGACAGCCUACUGAUGUCAGCUAUACCCAAGCUCAGACCACUGCCACCUAUGGGCAGACUGCAUAUGCAACUUCUUAUGGACAGCCUCCCACUGGUUAUACUACUCCAGCUGCCCCCCAGGCAUAUAGCCAACCUGUCCAGGGGUAUGGCACUGGUGCUUAUGAUACCACCACUGCUACAGUCACCACCACCCAGGCUUCUUAUGCAGCUCAGUCUGCAUACGGCACUCAGCCUGCUUACCCAACCUAUGGGCAGCAGCCAGCAGCUACUGCACCUGCAAGACCACAGGAUGGUAACAAGCCUACUGAGACUAAUCAACCUCAAUCUAGCACAGGGGGUUAUAACCAGCCCAGCCUAGGCUACGGACAGAGUAACUACAGUUAUCCCCAGGUUCCUGGAAGCUACCCGAUGCAGCCAGUCACCGCACCUCCAUCCUAUCCUCCUACCAGCUAUUCUUCUACACAGCCGACUAGUUAUGAUCAGAGCAGUUACUCUCAGCAGAACACCUAUGGGCAGCCGAGCAGCUAUGGACAGCAGAGUAGCUAUGGUCAACAAAGCAGCUAUGGGCAGCAGCCUCCCACUAGUUAUCCCCCCCAGACUGGAUCCUACAGCCAGGCUCCAAGUCAAUAUAGCCAACAGAGCAGCAGCUACGGGCAGCAGAGUUCAUUCCGACAGGACCACCCCAGUAGCAUGGGUGUUUAUGGGCAGGAGUCUGGAGGAUUUUCCGGACCAGGAGAAAACCGGAGCAUGAGUGGCCCUGAUAACCGGGGCAGGGGAAGAGGGGGAUUUGAUCGUGGAGGCAUGAGCAGAGGUGGGCGGGGAGGAGGACGCGGUGGAAUGGGGUUACAAAGUGAGAGCCUUGUAUACACUUCAAUACUUAAAAAGUACCCGUACUCAGUACUCAGCCGGCAGCAUAAUGAAAAGUGGGACUAGACACGGUGUCCAUAUGGAGAGGAAAAAUAUACAUAGAAUAUUUUUAACAAAAUGUAUUCAUUGUAUAAAUGGAAUCCUUCUGUAACUUUGGUAACUGCAUACUUGUUGUUUGGUAAUGAAUCAGAGGAGGUAUAAUACUCUAGAAUUGUGUAACAUUAAAGUGUAAACUUUUGUGUUUAAAGAGAGAGAACAUUUUAUGGUGUGUACUUUUAAAAAGGACGCAAAGCUGCAUGCAACAGCUUGAAAUGUAUAUUCAGGUAUUAAAGGUGCAAUACUGGUUACAAACAGCUUAGGGCCUCCCACUGGGGGAGUGCCUUUAUUUACUCUUUAAAAUCUAAGCCAAAUUUAUAUUCACCCCUCCUUUCUUUAGAAUAUGUAAUUUUAUACUGCCAUAAUCAUUAUUUUUAACUGAUAUGUCUAUAAAGUUGCACCCUCAGUCCAUUGAGCCUUGGUAUUUGUUGUAAAUUCUCCUUUCACAGCGACUGUUAAAUCCAUUAGUUUCCUGAACUGUAUGGCUUUAUGCUGAAGAUUGGCUGGAUGCGUCCUGAUGUGUGUAUAGACAUUUAAUGUGGUUGUCUCCUGCCUCACUAUACUGUGAUUUGUUAGGAAGCCCAGGGUCUCAUUUGCCUCUCACCCAGAGAGGUUGGGGGUGCAUCUUUAUGAACAUGAAAAGGUUCAUCACAAUAGUUGCCUCUGCUUGCCACUCUUCUCUACACCAAGCUGUCCUGGUUCUUCAACUGAUGGGGUGGGUGUUUGGGGUCCAGUUUCUUUACUCCCUAAUUUGCCAAGUAUUGCACUAUUAAUACCAGCCCCGAAAUGAAAGGAACCAACCACACUGGUGUGUACAAUCAGACAAGCAAGGUUGUAUAUUAAGGAAAUUUGAGCAAGCUGCCCUGAAGAAAGGCAUAGUGACAAGAUGAGAGAGAUGCAUUGUUUGGAGAUGUGUUUAGCCAGUGCCCUUCUUCCCCACGAGCCCCCCCAAGGCUCAGAGCGGUACUGGCUUUUAAAGGGAAAGGCCUUCAUUUCUUCGUUUAUCCCCCCAGCAGCGCUGGAGAGCGAGGUGGCUUCAAUAAGCCUGGUG
Molecule: messenger RNA, 2222 nt
Organism: Octodon degus (degu)
Lineage: Eukaryota; Metazoa; Chordata; Mammalia; Rodentia; Octodontidae
Gene: Ewsr1
Product: EWS RNA binding protein 1
Exons: 9
Coding region: 77-1141 (354 amino acids)
Biological process (GO): regulation of DNA-templated transcription
Cellular component (GO): nucleus
Molecular function (GO): transcription coregulator activity; RNA binding
Source: RefSeq, a predicted model, not a curated record